AUGCGACCCUCGGCCUGCACUGAGGUCCCGGCCGGACGCAGAGGGUCCACGCUCUUUGUUCUGAUGUUUCCAGCCCUUUUGAUCUUCGUGUCUCUGACCAAUGCGCUGGCGCAUGGUCCGCAGCGGCCCCUCGCAGUCUCUAAUGACCUGUCAUCGGAAUCUGCCCGGGUUGAUCCUGAAGACCUGUCCCCGGCGUUGAACGAUCCGGACGGGAACGAUGUUGCACCAUCGGCCAAGUUGUCGCACGCGUCGGAGACAUUGGAGGAUCUCCUGGAUGCACUCAAUGUGAUGCAAAGGGAGUAUUUUGUGUUAUGGCAAGGGACUUGGCCGUCCAGUAUUGACUGGACCGCGGCCGUUCUGGGAACACAUGUCGCUGCGACUCUGUCAUCCUUCUCAUCAAGUGCUUAUGAUAUAGAUGGCGCAAGCACGCAGGGGCUGUUCUUUCCUGCACUUGAGAACACCAUCAAUUACUUCUUCAGCCAAACAAGUGCCUUUUACUUUGGUGAGAACGCAUUCAGUUUGCGUAACCAGGCCUACGAUGACAUGCUGUGGGUCGUUCUCGACUGGCUGGAGCACGUCAAGUUUCAAAAUUUGCACUCCAGUCUUUACUACUCUGGCUCGGGCGACUCUCUCUCCAACUCGUCCUCACAGGCCUGGUAUGGCACACAAUUCCGUGAUGCGGCCGCCCAUCGAGCGCGGAUUUUCUAUGAGCUUGCCUCAGCUGGCUGGGACCAGACUCUCUGUGAUGGCGGCAUGAUAUGGAAUCCUACCUUGCUUCCCUACAAGAAUGCGAUCACGAACGAACUGUUUACUUCCGCCAGCAUCGCAAUGUAUCUUUAUUUCCCGGGCGACCCGAUUGAUUCACCCUUUGUUGUCGAGUCAUCCCGUGACGCACCUUCGCAGCAUCACCGUCACGACCCGGCUUAUUUAAAGGCGGCCAUUGACGCCUACGAUUGGCUCAAGAACUCCAACAUGACCGGUGUCGGCGGUCUCUAUGCCGACGGCUUCCACAUCAGCGGCUGGCGAAGCUCUACGCAGCCCGGGUCGCGCAAAUGCGACGAGCUGAACGAGAUGGUGUACAGUUACAACCAGGGCGUUGUGCUCAGUGCCCUUCGCGGUCUGUGGCUGGCCACGGGCGAGCUGGACUAUCUGCGGGACGGUCACGAGCUGGUUCGAAAGGCGCUGCGCGCUACGGGCUGGCCCUAUCUGUCUUCACGCAAGUGGGCAGGACUGGGGCGCGGGGGCGUGAUGGAGGACACGUGCGAUUCCCAUGCAAGCUGCUCGCAGGAUGGACAGACUUUCAAGAGUAUCUUCUUCCAUCACUUGGCCGAGUUCUGUCGACCAUUACGACCAGAGGAAGUCGCGUUCUUGGAAGGCCGGGCCGAUGAGUCCGUCCCGAGGCCAGACUGGGAGGACGCCGUGGCGCAGCACUUGGGGAUCUGCCGUGCCUAUAAGCCGUGGGUUGAGCACAAUGCGAGAGCUGCAUUGGUGACUCGCGACGAAGACGGCAAGUUUGGCCAGUGGUGGGGACUCCCGUACGGGCAGAUGGAUGUCGCGAGUGAGAUGGUCAAUAGCAGUACCCUCCCUCCCGGGGCGAAUGAUUAUCGCAACAGCGGCUUUGACGCUGCCGCCGCAGCCGCAGCUUCGCAGGUCAGCCCACGCGACUUUAAUGACCAGGGUCGUGGUCGAACCGUCGAAACGCAAGCUGGGGGUCUUGCUGUGCUCCGAGCACUCUUGCAAUGGAAAACCAGUGACGCACUGUCAUGA
Molecule: messenger RNA, 1767 nt
Organism: Penicillium oxalicum
Lineage: Eukaryota; Fungi; Ascomycota; Eurotiomycetes; Eurotiales; Aspergillaceae
Product: putative glycosyl hydrolase
Exons: 1
Coding region: 1-1767 (588 amino acids)
Biological process (GO): carbohydrate metabolic process
Source: RefSeq, a predicted model, not a curated record